AUGUCCCACAACGACUCUGACUCCGAUGCCAUGUCUUCGUCUUCGUUUCCUGCUUCUGGUGCAACCUCACAACCAUACGACGACGAAGUCAAAUACCUCUUAGCCGCUCUACGCCCAAUCCCGGAACACCUUCGAGGGAGGAGAAUGUCGCGGGACCUGGAGAAGGCGGCCAAACGUGCUCAAAUUACGGCGGAAAAUCAACACGCCAUAAGCGAUGCCGAGGCGGCGGGAUGUCAUGUUCGAGACUUUGCAACGGAGUAUGCGACCAGCGUUUCUGGAGAGAAGAGCGUGAUGAAGGAAUAA
Fonsecaea erecta is the source of this 303-nucleotide messenger RNA. RefSeq lists its product as hypothetical. The coding region runs from base 1 to 303 and encodes 100 amino acids. The transcript has a single exon. The record is from RefSeq and is a predicted model, not a curated record. Lineage: Eukaryota; Fungi; Ascomycota; Eurotiomycetes; Chaetothyriales; Herpotrichiellaceae.